Molecule: messenger RNA, 1696 nt
Organism: Xylaria bambusicola
Lineage: Eukaryota; Fungi; Ascomycota; Sordariomycetes; Xylariales; Xylariaceae
Product: NAD(P)-binding protein
Exons: 2
Coding region: 606-1541 (311 amino acids)
Source: RefSeq, a predicted model, not a curated record
AUUGUGUCUCGCCCAAACUUAGCGGUGCUCACUCACAAGUAAAGUCAUGUUGCGCAUGCCAGAUCCCAAAAUCUUACUACCGCUACCUGGCGUAAUUCUACACACUCGUGGCCCUAGAGUCGUAGCUGAAUGUCUGCAACAGUCGUUCUUCGUACACACAUCUCGUGUCUAACCUAGCAAUGAAAGCCAGAGACUCUUUGGGUACGAAUAUCUCACUUCUUCCGAGCUAUCAUCUCGAGUCAGCUCCCGUAGAGGUCAUGCCUGAGAAUGGUUGAACCCGAGGAUCGAUGGCUAAAUACGGUAGGAGGCCGAUCGUCGCGGCCCCGCAGCGGAAUGCCGUUCUGCCAUAAGCAGCGCCGUAAGCUCGGCUUGUCACCCAAGAGAGGAAACCAGGGCAUAUGCGCCGCGAUGCCAUUUGGAAACCGAGUCCCUGAACCGCCGAUUUGACGACGCACAUAGCAGCCCGCUGCUCGGUCAUAUAUGCCGUCAUCAAAAGUAGGGGCAACGAUGCUUGGGAGUGUGAGAUAAGCUAUACAUGCUAGGGAGUUUGGACGAGUGGAAUUCAUUUUCGCCAUUAUUCGCAGCAUUCUGUUGGGUUUGAGAAAAUGACGUCGAUGCAGAUUUACGAGGGGUCUAUCCCCAAUCUCGAUGGGAAGAUUGCCGUCGUAACAGGAGGAUCAUCCGGCAUUGGUCUAGCAGUCGUCAAGUUACUGCUAGCCAAGGGAGCUGCGGCGGUUCAUGUCAUGGACAGAAACGAACCGAUAGAGAGCGGCUGGCAAUUGCGGCCAAACCUGCACUACCACAAGUGCGACGUUGCUUCAUUUGAGUCUCAAAGAGCCGUAUUCGAAGCUAUCGGUCCCGCGCACAUGGUGUUUGCCAACGCCGGUGUAGCCGAGACGUCUGAUUUCUUCGCCGACGCCGUCGAGGGUGACGGCAAGACGCUCGCGCCACCGGACUUGUUGCUAUUCGACGUUAAUGUUCGCGGCGUGUGGUAUACGGUCAAGCUGGCGUGGAGCUCAAUGCGCAAGCACAAGAUCCGUGGCAGCAUUGUCAUGACAGCUAGCACGACGGGCAUUGCGCCCGAGGCAGCGCUGCCCACGUAUUCAGCGCUCAAGCACGCGCUUAAUGGCCUCGUGCGGUCGCUCCGGAACACCAUCGUUCUCGACGGCGUCACUAUCAAUGCUGUUGCGCCUGCUGGUACGCACACGCCGCUCGUAGCAGGACAACUUGACCUGCUAGAUGCCACAGGCCUACCCAUCACGUCGCCACCCGAGCUGCCUGCGCUUGCUCUAGUCUACUCGGCGACCGCGAUGCAGGAGCGACGCGUCGAGACCUACGGCAAGGAGGACAAGGCAGAUCUGUAUAAGAAAGAGCGGUGGAAUGGGCGCAUCAUCUACGUGCUAGGUGAUAAGUUCACUGAGAUCGAGGGGCCGACGGCUGAUCUGCGCCCGUACUGGUUCGGACAGGAGAACCAUAGGCUGGUCAAUCUACAACAGGCGACGACGGACAUGCGCCAGGGUAUAAAUGAUUCCAGGUCAUAGAUACGUUCAAGAAACGUAUAUCAAGUACAGUAGUCGCUCUCAUACAUAUAUUAGAACAAGUUAGAUGUUGUACCAGCUGCCCGUCUCAUGACUCGGAUUUUUACUCCUUCAUGAGACCAUGUGAGAGACACCUAGUAUAUUCGUUCUACUUCGUG